AUGGGUAUGCACGUUCGAACCAGUUCACAAUGGAAACAAAAUCGAAGAGACAACUCAAUUGGACCUUUAAGGCGAGCUCAUCCUGCAAGUGGUGCAACAUGGAAUGUUCAAGUUGUUCGAGGAAAAAUGUCAACGCAAUGUCUCUGGCAUGCAUGUCGAGCUUUAAUGGUUGGAAUCUUACUUAUGAUAAUUGGCGCAUCAAUGGCCACAAUAGGAUAUUAUUCAAAUGAUUUUGCAUUAGGUGAAUUUCGAAACAAUUCAACGAUACGUAUAAAAAAUGAGCAAAGAGGGCUGCAUCUGAAUAACUUAUCCUAUAUGGGCCCAAUCGUAAUGGGAGUAGGUGGUUUUAUUGUGGUUGCAUCCUGUGUGAUGACGUUUGAAGCACGUGAUUCAGCAGCAAAAGUUGUUCCAGCACGCUUUAAAGUUAGUGGAAAUUCGCAUAACAGAAGCGGUGGAAAUGGAAGUCGAAGGACAACUAGCGUGCAAUCAUCAGAGAGUAGAAAAAUGUCAACAACACAAUCUGGACGUUGGGAGCAGCAUCUUGGCUUGUUUAAAAGUUCCCCGGGUAGUGAUUUGCCUACGGAUCGACAUGCUUUAACUGCUGCCCUGAUACAUUUUUCGAGGACGCUUGGGUAA
Messenger RNA from Clunio marinus, 636 nucleotides. The record is from the annotation of a GenBank genome assembly. Lineage: Eukaryota; Metazoa; Arthropoda; Insecta; Diptera; Chironomidae.